Messenger RNA from Mesocricetus auratus (golden hamster), 2172 nucleotides. RefSeq names its product sepiapterin reductase. Gene Ontology annotation, molecular function: sepiapterin reductase (NADP+) activity. The coding region runs from base 109 to 897 and encodes 262 amino acids. The transcript is spliced from 3 exons. The record is from RefSeq and is a predicted model, not a curated record. Gene Ontology annotation, biological process: tetrahydrobiopterin biosynthetic process. Lineage: Eukaryota; Metazoa; Chordata; Mammalia; Rodentia; Cricetidae.
CUUCACCCAGACACUGGUGAAUGCUUGCCCGCCCUUCUGCUACCCAAUGCCAAGGCUAGGCCCGCCCCCUUUCGGUUUAGUGGCUGUGUGCUCAGCUGAGCUCCAGUCAUGGAAGGAGACGGACUGGGCCUCACUGUGUGUGUGCUGACCGGGGCCUCCCGAGGCUUUGGACGCGCCCUUGCCCCGCUGCUGGCCCGGUUGCUGUCGCCCGGUUCCGUACUGCUUCUGAGCGCACGUAGUGACUUGGCGCUGCUGCAUCUGGAGGAAGAGCUGGGCACACAGCAUCCUGGCCUGCGAGUGGUGCGGGCAGCCGCCGACUUGGGCACCGAGGCAGGACUGCAGCAGCUGUUGUGCGCAGUGCGCAAGCUCCCCAGGCCGGAGGGGCUGCAGCGCCUGCUGCUCAUCAACAAUGCAGGUACUCUUGGGGAUGUGUCCAAAGGCUUCCUGAACGUGAAUGACCCAGCUGAGGUGAACAACUACUGGGCUCUAAACCUGACCUCCAUGCUCUGCUUGACCUCCGACACUCUGAAAGCCUUCGCAGAUAGGCCUGGCCUCAGCAAGACUGUGGUUAACAUCUCAUCUCUGUGCGCCCUACAGCCCUUCAAGGGUUGGGGGCUGUACUGUGCCGGGAAGGCUGCCCGAGACAUGUUGUACCAGGUCCUAGCUGCUGAGGAACCCAGUGUGAGGGUGCUGAGCUAUGCUCCAGGUCCCCUGGACACAGACAUGCAGCAGUUGGCUCGAGAAACCUCCAAGGACCCAGAGUUAAGGACCAGACUGCAGGAGCUGAAGUCGAAGGGGGAGCUGGUGGAUUGUGGGACCUCAGCCCAGAAACUGCUGACCUUGCUGCAAAAGGACACCUUCCAGUCUGGAGCCCACAUUGACUUCUAUGACUGUUAAGACCAUGUCCUGCCACAGAGACCCCUCCAACCUGACCUGACACAAAUAUAACCAAUCAGACACAGCGGGCAGGGAGUGGCUGGCACUACCAGUCAACAGAUGGCUGGUGAAGGCCUUGAGAGGGGUGAUGUGUAUUGGAGUAGGAUCUCUAUCCCCAGGAAGAGAACUUUAGAGCUGGGAAGAGGAGGAAUGCUGAAACCCUGGGCAGAGGGGUUGACUGUCUUGUCUGUGGGGAGAGCAGGAUGGGAUCUGAUGUGGAAAGAGGACCAAGAGAAUCACAUUAAUGCUCCUUAAUUGUUUACGACUGUUCUGAUGCCUUCUUCCUCUGUAUCCACUGUUUCCCCUUGACUCUAGUCCAAACACAUCGGUAUAAGGCAGAUGUAAUAAUGUGGGUUGCCCUUCAUGGAUGCCUGUUGACCUCCUCUAGAGGAGUGACACCGCAGUUCCUUAGCUAGGGUAUCCUGAGAACCUUACUGUCACUUCCAAGAUCACGACCAGAGAGCUGUCUGCCUCCUGGUGUCCAGGCACAGUGGUAAGUGUAGGUCCAGAGUCAGCAACAUGGAUCUCCCAGAACGUCUAUGCCUUUGCCAUGCUUCUGUCCACACUGACCCGCUUUACUUAGGUUCUAGAGCUGGUCAACAGGUGUCCAUUCUCAGUACUCCCAGUACAGCAGACAGUCCUCAGCAUGAGUGCUGGGAUUUCCAGUUCUACCCCUUGCCAACCUGGCAGUGCUGUAAACAGGCCCUGGCUGCUGUGGUGACCCCUAAUGAUACCUCCCUGUGGCUCAUGGUCUGCUGUGUGGAGGAUGAACAAGGAUCCAUGAAGGAAGUGAUGAGAGAUUUGAACCGUGUGCAACCUAUAAUUAUGGUUGGAAGCUCUGCUGUGAGACUGGUCUGUAGACAGCCUUUAACAAGGAACUCAAAGUUCCCAAGCAUCUAAAUAAAUAAAAAGACUGUGCCCAGCAUCUGCUGUGUUAGGAGACCUGGUCCUCCUUGUGCCCAGCAGAGGGCACUCUGGGGCUGUGCAGUGUGGAAAGAUGGGACUUCUCCUUCCUGCAGGGUAUGUUACAACCGCCUGGGGUCCUACAGGAUUCCCCAAGGUUGAAGGGGGUGACUUCUAUCACCUGUCCCAGUGGAGUCUUUACCCUCUUCUGGAAUGGAAAUGGCUGGGUUCAGACCUCUUCUCACCCGCUGGUAACCCACAACAAGUCAGUCUUCUGCCUCUGAAAAGACUGUGUAUUACAAUGCAUUUAAAAUAAAUAAAGCACUGCACACA